Purpureocillium takamizusanense is the source of this 867-nucleotide messenger RNA. RefSeq lists its product as uncharacterized. Lineage: Eukaryota; Fungi; Ascomycota; Sordariomycetes; Hypocreales; Ophiocordycipitaceae. The record is from RefSeq and is a predicted model, not a curated record. Bases 1 to 867 code for a protein of 288 amino acids. The transcript is spliced from 3 exons.
AUGCACGCCAAGCUCAUCGCCCUCCUCGCCGCCCACGCGGCCGCCGUCGCUGUCCCCUCGGAGCCGAACCUGACCUUCGACUUCGAGCACGGCCUGGUGACGCCCAACAACCUCAAGGAGCGCGCCCUGACCUGCAACGCCGACAACUGCCUCCGCAACCUGCGCGACAAGCGGUACAGCUCCUCGGCCAGCGCCUUCUGCUCCACCUACAUCCAGUCCACCGUCGUCAACACCCAGUACGCCGUCGCCACGGACCACCAGACGAGCACGCAGACGCCCCCUCCCGUUACGGUCACCAACGUCAUUGUUAAUGACCUCAACGUUCCCACCGCCACCGAGGUCGUCACCAAGUACAGCACCAUCGCCGACCCUCGCUACAAGCGUGAUGCCGCGGCCGCGUACCCGCCCUGGCUGUCGGCCUCGUACCCUGCCUCGCGCGUCAGCAGCGCCUGCUCGUGCUUCAUCUCGACCCCGUCGCCUGCCAUCCAGCAGACCGUCACCCUGACCACCUCGACCGAGGUCGACCUCUCCGUUCAAACCCUGCCCCCCGUCACCAACACCGUCGACGUCACCUCCACGCACACCAUCAACGUCAUCGCCACCGAGACGGCCACCGUCGGCGUCACCUGCGGCAUCAAGGGCUGCGUCUGGGGCACUAGCGACAAGCUCCUCGCCAGCUCCGGCAGCCUCCCCGACAUCGCCGCCUGCAAGGCCCUCUGCGCGUCCAACCCGGCCUGCCAGUCCUUCCAGUGGAGCGACAGCUACAAGCACUGCAACCUCGGCUCCGUUCCCGCCACCACCUUCUGGGCCAGCAACAGCGGCUACUGCGACGAGUUCCGCGUCUACGAUGCCUCGUGCUCCGUCUAG